Messenger RNA from Prosopis cineraria, 1932 nucleotides. RefSeq lists its product as uncharacterized. NCBI's taxonomy places the organism in Eukaryota, Viridiplantae, Streptophyta, Magnoliopsida, Fabales, Fabaceae. The record is from RefSeq and is a predicted model, not a curated record. The coding region runs from base 270 to 1598 and encodes 442 amino acids. The transcript has 14 exons.
AAUAACGAAAUCUUCGUCCUCCAAUCAAGUUUUCCGAUGGAUACGAGGACCGCGAUGCCAAAUCGUUUUCGUAACUUGGUCCACGCUCCUUCGAUCUCGCUCAUUUAUAAUAUGUAUGGAAGGCCCAAGGAUGGCUCUGGUUUUCACGUCCCCGAGUUAGCCGCCACCCGCAGCUAAUUGAGCAGUGAAGAACGGCAUCUUUUUAUUUCCUCGCCGGAAAUCCAAAGCUCUUUUCGAAAGCAUCAGCGCAGUCUCUCUCGCUGUCUCGCAUGAAACUGAGUUUUUCAGUGUAUCCAAAAUUUGGUUCUUUUCGUCUUUUCUGGGAGGGACUCUUCAUUGGUUUUUUUGAAUUUCUGGAACUGCGUAGAUACUUUGAUUUAAUGGGAGUCUUUGGGGACUUAAUGACGUUGUGUCCUCGCGACCAGCAUUGCUCACAAUGGACUGUAAAGAAUCUUUUCAGUGUGAAGGAGACGGCUUCCUUGACGUUAGGGAUGAUCAGUGUUGUUUCUUGGGUUGGUGCUGAGAUUCCGCAAAUUAUCACAAACUUCAGAAACAAAUCCACUGAGGGCCUCUCGACCUUUUUCUUGACGACAUGGAUUGUCGGAGAUCUAUUCAACCUCAUAGGCUGCGAGUUAGAACCUGCUACUCUUCCGACUCAAUAUUAUACGGCACUGCUGUAUACCUUGAUAACUCUUGUACUUACUUUACAAACCAUAUUCUACGGAUACAUACAUCCUCGAUUCAUAUGCAACAGACAGAACAAGGCGGAGACACCAAAAGCUGCACACAGCAAUAGUGGAGGAAUGAAAAGCAGUGAUAUUUCUUACCAGUGUAAUGAAGCUGAAGCUUUCAGCACAGACAAUGGUUACAGUUCUCCUAUUCCCCUUCCAGCCCUUCCUCGGAUAUUCGCUAGAGGAGAAUUAUAUUACCAGUCAGCAAGAUCUCUAUCAACAAGUCAUACUCCCACUGCUGGCUCUGUUUUAGCCCAGAGAAUGACACCUACUUCUGCAGACUAUUUGGAUUCUAAAGAGGAGCCCUUGCUUGCUCCAAUUGUUUCACCAGAGUCUGCACCAGACCUAAAGAAAAAAAACACUCUAUGUUUGGUAUCUACAUUCACUUUACUUGGUGCUUUAAAUCUGCUUCAAUCACCAGAUAGAAAACCUAAUUCCAUGGUCAAAUCUCCGAGGCAUGAAUUUGUCAUGCUAGUUGGUAGAAAGCUUUUUCAGGCUAAUGGGGUUCAGUUGUUAGAGCAUGAUUCAGAAGGAAGCAGUGGCAUUGGGGUUCUACUUGGGUGGGGAAUGGCAGCAUUAUAUAUGAGUGGUAGACUUCCUCAGAUUCAUUUAAAUAUAAAAAGGGGUAAUGUUGAGGGCCUCAAUCCUUUGAUGUUUUUUUUAGCUUUGAUAGGGAACGCCACUUAUGUGGGAAGCAUACUUGCAUGCAGUUUGGAAUGGUCAAAAAUUAGACCAAAUCUACCUUGGCUGGUGGAUGCUGCAGGAUGUAUCUUUCUUGAUAUUUUCAUUUUAAUCCAAUUUAUCUAUUUUCGCCAUCGGGCAUCAAAUAUCAGGAAAAGCAAAACUGAACAUCAGAGCCUUGCUUAAGUGAGAAGCCAACAAGGAUUUUCAGCUAUUGUUCGAGUUUGAGAUUGCUUUGCAAAACCGACGAAGAUAUCCUCCUUGUCCAUGAAAUUAACCCAGGCAGGCAUGAUUGCGUAGCUGAAACGGAUUCUCUGAUGAUGAAUGAUGAUCACUGAUAAACUGUUAGUGAUCAUUGUCCCUGCCUCCAUAAAAGGAUGAAUUAGGUCCUCUCCUUGGGUUGAGGGCCAAUGAUUUUGUGUGACUCUGAAUCUUCUUGUUUCCCCUUCGAUCUAUUAUGACAUUUCCUUCCAGGACAUAGACAGAAUCACUUUUAUAUAAAUAUUAUGUAUUUUCUUAA